Messenger RNA from Diorhabda sublineata, 5335 nucleotides. RefSeq lists its product as uncharacterized. The coding region runs from base 132 to 4841 and encodes 1569 amino acids. The transcript is spliced from 11 exons. Gene Ontology annotation, molecular function: UDP-glycosyltransferase activity; oxidoreductase activity, acting on the CH-NH2 group of donors, NAD or NADP as acceptor. Lineage: Eukaryota; Metazoa; Arthropoda; Insecta; Coleoptera; Chrysomelidae. Gene Ontology annotation, biological process: amino acid metabolic process. The record is from RefSeq and is a predicted model, not a curated record.
AUAAUAAAUUUAUAAUCUAGAUGACAACUGGAAACAAUAGUCGCUUAGAACUAUCUUAUUAUUAACAUUUAUUCACCAAGAAAGAGUUAAGUGACCUCUGGAUUCAUAUUUCUCGAUGUAUUAACACGUAAAUGAAUGUUGUAAAUUUACUAACUGUAUUUUCAACUUUUACAACAGACGCUUCGCUUGAAAUAUUUCUCUAUUCACUAUUAGUUCGUCGUGUAUUUGUUCUAAAUAGAAACAUGUACGGAUUCUUAUUAAAAUUUACUUUUUUAUUAUAUUGUAAUGACGUUGUUAAUGCAGUUAAUAUUUUGGGUAUAUUUCCAAGUACAGGAAGAAGUCAAUUUAUUUUGGGUGAUAGAUUAAUGUUAGAGUUAACUAAAAAGGGACAUAAUGUGACAUUUAUAAGUGCUUUUAAACCAGAAGAAAAUGUAGAAAAUUAUACCACAAUAUUAGUUGAAACAAACGUUGAUACAGUUGAUUUGGUUGACUGGAAUACUUACAACAGCUUCGAACAAUUAUCCAGCACCUUUCAAUAUUGGACGAACAUUUCCAAUCACCUCUUCUCCCAAGAAGCAAUUCACGACUUGAUACGCUCAAAUUCGACGUUUGACUUGGUCAUUUUCGAAGCGUUCGGAAACGAGGCGCUGAUGGGAUUCGCUAAACAUUUUAACGCUCCUUUGAUAGUUUUUAGUUCCUUGGGUAUGAAUAAUUGGUGUAGCGAUUUCGUUGGUAACGUAAGACUUCCGUCCAUCUCACCUUACUACGUUACCUCGAAUAUCAACGGUAUGACCUUCUUCCAGAGACUCACCAACACCAUCGUACAAAUAUACGAUACAAUUUAUAAAGAAUAUGCAUAUUAUCCACACCAACAAGAAUUGAUGAACAAAUAUUUUGGCGGUGGUUUUAAUCUACAAAACGUGAUGACGAAUGUUAGUUUUCUUUUACUAAAUUCGCACCCGUUGACAACUGAAUCUUCUCUGUUAACAAGCGCUGUUGUUGAAAUCGGGGGAUUUCACAUAACUUCCAAACCGUUACCGGAUGAUAUACAACGUUUUAUGGACGAAGCUGAUGAUGGAGUCGUGUUAUUCAGUUUGGGAUCUAAUGUAGAUUUUAAUACUCUUCCGAAAAGUCUCGUUUUAGAUGUAGUGAAGGCUAUGCAACAGUUACCGCAAAGAUUUUUGUGGAAAUGUGAGAUAGAAAACUUGACUGACUUACCAAAAAAUGUAUUAGUUCGUAAAUGGUUACCACAAUCUGAUAUUCUCGCUCAUCCGAAGACUGUUGCAUUUAUAUCUCACUGCGGAUUGUUGAGUACAACCGAAGCAAUCCAUUACGGUAUUCCAAUAGUAGCUAUCCCUCUAUUUGGGGAUCAACCCAUGAAUACUAAGAGACUUAUUGAAAAAGGCGUUGCCGUACAUCUUGAUCUUAACCAAAUUAACGAAAAGACUUUUCAUUCAGCUGUACUUGAAAUUGUUUAUAAUUCCAGGUAUAAAGAGAAUGUAAAACAAUUAUCCAAGAUGUUUAGAGAUAGACCUGUAGAUCCUUUAGAUGUAGCAUUACACACAAUCGAAUACACCAUAAAGUACAAACCGGCACAUUAUUACAGAAGCCCCGCUUUAGAUUUAUACUGGUUCCAAGUGUAUUUAUUAGAUAUUUUCAUGUUUGUUAUUCUAGUGUAUAAAAUAUUGAAGAAAAUUAUAAAAAGAGAUACUAGAAAUAAAAAAAUGAAGAUACCUUAUAGCAGGAAAUUAAAAGCGGCUAGUUUUUUCCAAGUAAAAAGGUAUGCUCACCAAUUACCGGAGAGGUUAAAAGACAUGGAUAAGAAUCCAAAUCCGCAGUUUUUCGACAUGGUAGAAUAUUUUUUCCAUAAAGCUGCAAUGAUAGUUGAAGAUAAAUUAGUAGAGGAUCUCCUUAAGAAAAAAGGAAAUAAAAUGACGGAAGAACAAGGACAAAAUAGAGUGACUGGUAUAUUACAAUAUAUGCAGAAUUGUGACGGUGUUUUAGAAUUAGCAUUACCAAUUAAAAGAGAUAACGGAACGUACGAGAUUAUUGAAGCUUAUAGAGCUCAUCACAGCGCUCAUAGAACACCAUGUAAAGGCGGUAUACGUUUCUCCACAGACGUUUGUAGAGAUGAAGUUAAAGCAUUAGCGGCUUUAAUGACUUUUAAAUGCGCGUGCGUCGAUGUACCAUUCGGUGGUAGCAAAGGAGGUGUAAAAAUAGAUCCUAAACAAUAUUCACCUAACGAAUUAGAAAAAGUUAUGAGAAAAUUCACAUUAGAAUGCACCAAAAAGGGUUUUAUCGGUCCUUGUACGGACGUACCAGCACCUGAUAUGGGUACAGGAGAAAGAGAAAUGUCUUGGUUAGCAGAUACUUACGCAAAAACCAUAGGAUACAUGGAUAUAAAUCAUCACGCUAUUACGACUGGAAAACCGAUCAAUCAAGGCGGUAUCCACGGUAGAAUAUCCGCUACAGGUCGCGGUAUUUAUCACGGUAUUCACGAAUUUAUAAACGACGAAAGUCUCAUGAAAACAAUCGGUUUAGAACCAGGAAUAAAAGAUAAAAGGAUAAUAAUACAAGGGUUAGGAAAUGUAGGAUUACAUAGUAUGAGAUACGUAGUUAGGGCUGGUGGUAAGGUGAUUGGGAUACAAGAAAUCGACGGAUCGAUUUAUAACGAACAAGGUAUAGAUCCCAAACAACUCGAAGAUCACAAAAUAGCUAACGGUACGAUAAACGGGUUCGCUGGAGCGGAAAAAUUCGACGGGGAUCUGUUAAGUCAUGAAUGCGACAUUUUAAUACCAGCCGCAAUGGAAAAAGUGAUCACAGCUGAAAACGCCGGUAAUAUAAAGGCGAAACUUAUAGCCGAAGGCGCCAACGGUCCUAUCACUCCAGCCGCCGAUGAAAUAUUACUAAAAAACAAUAUUCUAGUAAUACCUGAUCUGUAUUGUAACGCUGGAGGUGUUACAGUCUCGUACUUCGAAUGGUUGAAAAAUAUCAAUCACGUCUCUUACGGGCGGUUGACCUUCAAAUAUGAAAGAGACUCCAACUAUCAUCUACUCCAAUCCGUUCAAGAAUCUUUACAGAGAAAAUUCUGCGAUGCUGGAGACAUUCCCAUCGUACCGUCGAAGGCUUUCCAAGAACGCAUAGCGGGCGCUUCUGAAAAAGAUAUUGUACAUUCCGGAUUGUCGUUUACAAUGGAACGAUCAGCUAAAGCUAUAAAGGAGAGCGCUCAGAAACAUAACUUGGGGAUAAAUAUAAGAGCGGCUGCUUAUUUUAAAAACGAAUACUUCAAAAUGUCGCGGGUGUUUUUAUUUCUUAUUUCUUGUUUAAUUCUAUUAAACGUAUCGGAAGGAUCGAAAAUUUUGAUGGUAUUUUCUCUGCCAUCGAGAAGUCAUUACAUACUAGGUAGAUCUUUGGCUACGGGAUUAAGGCAAGCUGGACAUGACAUUACGAUGAUUACCAAAUUCACAGAAAAACCGCCUGAGGGUAGUGGUAGCUUUAGAUACAUUACUAUACCUGAUUGUCAAUUGGGUGAUUCCACUGAAGCAUCGACUGACAUCAACUUCUUCGAGUUUACAGAAGCUAAUCCUGUGCUCAAUAUCCCGUUUAUGAAUAUGUUUGGUGCUGCAUGUACACGUAACGUUUUCGAAAACAAAGAUGUACAAAAACUUCUAAACUCUAACGAAACUUUCGAUGUAGUUAUAGCAGAAAUGUUAAUGACAGACUCCCUCAUCACUUUAGGAUGUCAUUUUAAAGCACCAGUUAUACUUUUAAGUCCUUUAAGUCCUCCUGCUUGGGUAAAUAACGUCGUUGGAAAUCCUUCACCUCCGUCUUACGUUCCCAAUCCCUUCGUUAGUUACGGCGAGAAAAUGACCUUUUGGGAGAGAAGUUCCAAUGCUAUGAUGGAAUUGUUGCAAAAAUUGGAUUUGGAAUUUUGGUUUUAUGGGGUACAAAAUAAGCUCGUACAAGAAUAUUUUCCGCAGUGCGGUAAUAUGCAUGAUAUUCAUAAAAACGUAGCCUUGGUGUUGUCUAAUACGCACGAGAGUGUUAACAUACCAAGUCCUCGAGUUCCAGCUAUUGUCGAUAUUGGAGGUUUCCAUAUUUUCCCUGGAAAAAAACUACCAGCCGAUUUACAAAAAUUGUUAGAUGGUGCCAAAAAUGGGGUUAUUUAUAUCAGUAUGGGAUCCUAUGUAAAACCUUCGUUAAUGAGACCAGAAAUGAAAAAGGCAAUGUUAAAUGUGAUUGGAUCUCUAAAGCAAACAGUUAUUUGGAGAUGGGAUGAAGAUGAAUUACCAGGAAAACCAGACAAUUUGAUUAUUGGAAAAUGGUUUCCACAACAAGAACUUUUAGCUCAUCCCAAUUUAAAACUCUUCAUCACUCAUGCUGGUUUAUUGAGUAUAACUGAAACUGUCUACAUAGGUGUUCCUAUAUUAGCAAUACCUGUACUGGCAGAUCAAAUAAUGAAUGCAGUAAAGGCAGAAUCGUUUGGUAUCGGUAAACACUUGCCACAUUCUGAAUUAACUGAAGAAAACUUCAGGAAAACCGUUACAGAAUUACUCAACAAUCCAAAAUAUGCAGAAAACGUGAAACACAGAUCCGUUCUGAUUAAAGACAGACCAAUCAAACCCCUAGACUUAGCAGUUUACUGGGUUGAAUUCGUUAUUCGACACAAAGGAGCUCCCCAUUUGAAGGUGUACGGAAGUAACUUACCUUGGUAUCAGUAUUUCCUAUUGGAUGUCAUCAUUGUAUGGGGUUUAGUAUUUUUAAUGUCGAUUUAUUUAAUAGGUAAGGUCUUUAAGACCAUUUGCUGCUCGUCCAAGGGUGAAAAAGUUAAAAAAUCAUAGGAUAUGUAUUUUUUAAAUUGUUUUAUUACAAUAAAUGUCGCGUUAUCUGGAAUAUUUUGUUUAAAAUGAUCAAAAAUAAAAUUUCGUUGGGUUAAUAGAGUAUCAAUGUUUGUACAAUUGACUCAUUUACAUAUAAAUUUUUAAAUUUAAAUUUUUUGUGAAAUAUAUGUUUUAUAAUAAAAAAAUAUUCUUAUGGACAUAACGAACCAUGAGAUUAUAAAUGCUAGAUAACAUUCUAUAUCAAUUGUUCUUUCCCAUUGUUGAAAUAGUUUAUUUAAUUUUUAUUAUCUGUAAUGAUUUUUAUAUGUUUGUACAUAUAUUUUAUUAUUUUCCUAAGGAUAGGGGAAUGGAAAUGUAUCAAUUUUAUAAGAAAUUGUUUCUUUAAGAUAACUUAGUAGUACAAAGUUUUAUUAAUUGUAGUUAAAUCCCAUUUAUAUUAACUGUAUAUUGAAUAAAACGUUUCACAUUGUUAAUAAAAAACCCGAAAUUUUAAA